Molecule: messenger RNA, 1863 nt
Organism: Pectinophora gossypiella (pink bollworm)
Lineage: Eukaryota; Metazoa; Arthropoda; Insecta; Lepidoptera; Gelechiidae
Gene: Tub1
Product: tubulin beta-1 chain-like
Exons: 2
Coding region: 104-1450 (448 amino acids)
Biological process (GO): mitotic cell cycle; microtubule cytoskeleton organization
Cellular component (GO): microtubule; cytoplasm
Molecular function (GO): GTP binding; GTPase activity; structural constituent of cytoskeleton
Source: RefSeq, a predicted model, not a curated record
AAUCCCCACCGAGCCGGCCGGCUGAUCAAAUCUGCGAAGUGUGUUGUGCGAGAGUCGCGUAUAGUGUUUAAGUAUUUAAUUUAUUCCAAUUUGAAAAAUAAAUAUGAGGGAAAUCGUGCACAUCCAGGCCGGCCAGUGCGGCAACCAGAUCGGAGCUAAGUUCUGGGAGAUCAUUUCCGAUGAGCACGGCAUCGACCCCACCGGCGCCUACCAUGGCGACUCGGACCUGCAGUUGGAGCGCAUCAACGUUUACUACAAUGAGGCCUCCGGUGGCAAAUACGUGCCCCGAGCGAUCCUUGUGGAUCUCGAGCCCGGCACCAUGGACUCUGUCCGCUCGGGACCCUUCGGACAGAUCUUCCGCCCCGACAACUUCGUGUUCGGACAGUCGGGUGCUGGCAACAACUGGGCCAAGGGACACUACACCGAGGGCGCUGAACUAGUCGAUUCGGUCCUAGACGUAGUCCGCAAAGAAUCUGAAUCUUGUGACUGCCUCCAAGGAUUCCAGCUCACACACUCCCUCGGUGGUGGUACUGGCUCCGGUAUGGGUACACUUCUCAUCUCAAAAAUCCGUGAAGAGUACCCCGACAGAAUAAUGAACACAUACUCAGUCGUCCCCUCGCCCAAAGUAUCAGACACUGUCGUCGAACCCUACAACGCGACUCUCUCAGUUCACCAGCUCGUAGAAAACACCGACGAAACUUAUUGUAUCGACAACGAGGCUCUAUAUGACAUCUGCUUCCGCACGCUCAAACUAUCUACACCCACCUACGGUGACCUUAACCACUUAGUCUCCCUCACAAUGUCUGGUGUUACCACUUGCCUCAGAUUCCCCGGUCAAUUAAACGCUGAUCUUAGAAAACUGGCUGUCAAUAUGGUGCCCUUCCCCCGUCUCCACUUCUUCAUGCCUGGUUUCGCUCCUCUUACAUCCCGUGGAAGCAGACAAUACCGCGCACUCACCGUGCCCGAGCUCACCCAGCAGAUGUUCGACGCCAAGAACAUGAUGGCUGCCUGCGACCCCCGCCACGGUCGCUACCUCACCGUCGCCGCCAUCUUCCGUGGCCGCAUGUCCAUGAAGGAGGUCGACGAGCAGAUGCUCAACAUCCAGAACAAGAACUCGUCCUACUUCGUGGAAUGGAUCCCCAACAACGUGAAGACCGCCGUGUGCGACAUCCCGCCGCGCGGUCUCAAGAUGGCCGCCACUUUCAUCGGCAACUCGACCGCCAUCCAAGAGCUGUUCAAGCGCAUCUCGGAGCAGUUCACCGCUAUGUUCAGGCGCAAGGCUUUCUUGCAUUGGUACACCGGCGAGGGCAUGGACGAGAUGGAGUUCACGGAGGCGGAGAGCAACAUGAACGACCUGGUGUCCGAGUACCAGCAGUACCAGGAGGCCACCGCCGACGAGGACGCCGAGUUCGACGAGGAGCAGGAGCAAGAGAUGGACGAUCACCAUUAAGCGCUGACCAUUAUACUAGUUGCGCAGCAACAAAAGUACAUGCCAUUAUAUUUCGCGUUACUUUAUUUUUAAGUAACAUUAAUGAUUCCUAUACUGUGAAAUGAAAAGACCUGCUUUCUAACUUUUAACAGAUUGCCCGACUUAACAAACUCCGGUCAUGACAUGAAAGCGUGAAUCGAAAGUAUUCAUAAAUACAUUCCUAAUGAUUCCACCAAGCCUCGUUGAGAGCAAGAUCUGACAUUAUAAAGGCUGAUCUACCAUAGACACUCUUUAUGUAUUUGUGACAAAGUUUGGACAUCUCCAAUAGGCCAAACGUGACAUAAUUAUGACGGCUUCAAUAACCGAAGUUUAUUAUGAUUAAAAUUGUUUUGAACAAUAAUUUAAUGUAUAUAAUAAAGAUUUUUAUUUAUUAA